Messenger RNA from Exophiala aquamarina CBS 119918, 1302 nucleotides. RefSeq names its product acyl-CoA dehydrogenase. Gene Ontology annotation, molecular function: flavin adenine dinucleotide binding; oxidoreductase activity, acting on the CH-CH group of donors. The transcript is spliced from 2 exons. Lineage: Eukaryota; Fungi; Ascomycota; Eurotiomycetes; Chaetothyriales; Herpotrichiellaceae. The coding region runs from base 1 to 1302 and encodes 433 amino acids. The record is from RefSeq and is a predicted model, not a curated record.
AUGCCUCCCAAAGCGCCUGCUCCGUUCUCUGAACCGCUCCUACCCCAACUCGAUCUCCCUGUCAAUCCUUACUAUACCGAAAAGCAUCACCGCCUCCGAGCAUUCGUUCGCAACUAUAUAGAUACAGAAAUCGCCCCGUAUGCGCAAGAUUGGGAAAUUGCUGGACAAGUCCCUGAGAGCGUCCGCCUGCGACAUUGUCAGCUGGGCUUUGCAAUCACACAUCCAGUGAUGGAUCCUGCAGACACCGGAGGAAUCCAGCAACCGGCUGGAAUACCAUUCGAUGAGUGGGAUGUCUGGUGCGGAGUUAUUGUGUCUGAUGAGUUCAACAGACUGGGAUGGUGUGGUCCAAUGUGGGGAUUAGGAGGCGGCAAUGGCAUUGGAUGUCCUCCGAUCAGUCGGUUUGGCACCAAAGAGCAGAGACACAAGUGGCUCCCGAAAGUUGCAAGAGGAGAAUAUCGGUUUUGUCUCGGUAUCACAGAACCUGACGGCGGCAGUGAUGUCGCCAACAUCAAAACCACGGCCGAGCGAGUUGGCAAUGUCUACCGUGUGAACGGAAGCAAGAAGUGGAUCACCAAUGGUAUAUGGUGUGACUUCUGUACCACUGCUGUCAGGACGGGAGGACCAUCACAUGGUGGUAUUAGCUUGUUGGUAAUUCCAUUGAAGGCAAAAGGGGUCACUACGCGGAGAAUAGACAAUCAAGGAGUACAUGCAAGUGGAUCCACAUUCAUCAGUUUCGAGGAUGUCGAGGUACCGGUUGAGAAUCUGAUCGGGAAGGAAAACUAUGGGUUUCAGCUGAUCAUGUCGAAUUUCAACCCCGAGCGACUUGCCCUGGCCACUGCAGCACUUCGUCUUGCGCGAGUUUGUGCCUCUGAUGCUUACAACUAUGCUUGUGAAAGGGAGACAUUUGGCAAGCGCUUAAUAGACCAUGCCCCUAUCAAGACAAAGAUCGCCUCAUUCGGACUUCUCAUAGAGCCAGCCCAUGCCUUCCUAGAACAACUCUGCUUCAUCAUCGAAACUUCUCGGGUUACUGGCAAGGAGGUGAAUGUUGGAGGCAUGACUGCUCUAUUGAAAGUCAUGAGCACUAGAUGUCUCGAGCACGUCUGUCGCGAAGCUCGACAAAUAAUGGGCGGAGCAGGGUACACGAAGACUGGUAAGGGAGCUCGGAUCGAACAGAUCAGUCGAGAUGUUGGUGUCCAUGUGAUUGGUGGCGGGAGUGAGGAGAUCAUGGUUGAUCUUGCUGUGCGCCAGGAAGCACGAGACGUCAUCGUGAGAGCUCAGAAGGUUGCAGGCUCUAAAUUGUAA